This is a messenger RNA of Huiozyma naganishii CBS 8797, 1548 nucleotides long. RefSeq lists its product as uncharacterized. Gene Ontology annotation, cellular component: cytoplasm; ubiquitin ligase complex. The record is from RefSeq and is a predicted model, not a curated record. NCBI's taxonomy places the organism in Eukaryota, Fungi, Ascomycota, Saccharomycetes, Saccharomycetales, Saccharomycetaceae. Gene Ontology annotation, molecular function: protein binding. The transcript has a single exon. The coding region runs from base 1 to 1548 and encodes 515 amino acids.
AUGGACAAGAACUUCAACACCUUAUGCCAUGCAUGUCGUACUGGUGACUUGGAAAGUGCGGAUCGUAUGAUCUCUACAGGUGUGGAUUUAAAUCAAGUGGAUAAAUUUGAUAACUCACCUCUUUUUUUAGCUAGUUUAUGUGGACAUGAAAAGGUGGUUAAACUACUCCUGCGGAGUGGCGCGUUAUGUGAUAGAGAUAGACAGGAAGGUGCUCGAUGCAUAUACGGUGCACUAACAGACUCUAUACGAGAUAUUUUGUUAAGUUAUGAUAUCUCCAAGGCUACUGAUAUGAAUCAACCGUUUGCAAUGCAUUUGUCGUCGUUGCUUGUUGCACCGGCAAUCGUCACCUAUGAUAUGGAACUCAACGUGGCGCAAGGCCAUUUACCAGCCCACAAAUUCAUGCUUCAAGCGCGGUGCCCCAUUCUAAAUGAUAACAGGGGCUACGACGUUCAAGAAAUGUUUGGAAAUUGGUUUGACUUAGACGUUGAUGUGCGAGCCUCCCAUGUUUUAGAGCUUUUUCUAAAGUUUAUAUACUUGGUUCCUAUACUCCAUACGAUCACAGCGGAAGAUUACGAUUAUCUGAUAAAAAUAGCACAAAAGUUGGAGAUGAAUAUGUUUGCUGAGUUCAUGAAUAAAGUCCGACAUGUUGCCGAUCCCUCGGAAAAGUCAAGUAUGAUGAUAUCUUACCAGCAUAAAUUUACCAAUCUGGCAAAAGAACAACUGAAGCAUUUUGUCGACAAAUACAUUAUUGACAGUGCAGUUCUUCUUACCGGAGAAGAAAAAAGUAUCAAAGAGAUAUCCAGCUGCUCAUUCUCACAACACACCUAUCCCGACGUAUUGCUAUCUGUGAAGAAUCAUGAAAACGAGCUCAAAAUUUACCCAUGCCACUUAGCUGUAUUGAUGAGGGCAGAUUAUUUCAAGGUUAUAUUUACUGAUAAGUUUUCUGAAACUGUGGCAUAUCAGGAAAGUAAAGAAAACCGGGGAGAUGGCUGUCCUUACCCAAUAUUGGAACUGCCGACGUUCGAUCUUUUUGUGGUUGAAAUUAUGCUGCGCUACCUAUACUUCGACGAAGCAAAUAUACCGUGGCAAUAUGCUAUGGAAGUCAUCAAACUGGGUGAUUUCAUAUUGGCAGAUCGGUUAAAGUCAAUGGCGGCCACCGUUGUGACACAAUCACCUAAAGUGCUAGAGAGAUACACAAUCUUUCAGAUCCUGUAUUUUGCCUGGGAAACCCGACUAGAGAGGUUGGAGCACUUUGCAGCGAAACAAGUGGCAGGUGAAAUCAGGGCUCUAAAGAGGAGUAAAAGUUUUCGCGAGGCUAUUGUAAAAAGUGCCCAAAGAAUAUCAUCCCGUGAGGAAACAGACACCAUAGAAUUUGUGGAUGAUAUCAGGUUCUAUCUGCUGGAGAAAUAUAGGCUUGAAUCAGAUGAUAUCUGGUUUUUAGAGGAAGAGACAGAUCAACAAUUUUUGAAAGAAAGUGGCCUUUUGGAUUAUCAGUACGAUGUCUCUUUGCUAAACGACAUUCUUCAAGAACUUGGAUUGGAGGCAUAA